Molecule: messenger RNA, 628 nt
Organism: Erinaceus europaeus (western European hedgehog)
Lineage: Eukaryota; Metazoa; Chordata; Mammalia; Eulipotyphla; Erinaceidae
Gene: FCER1G
Product: Fc epsilon receptor Ig
Exons: 5
Coding region: 113-370 (85 amino acids)
Biological process (GO): neutrophil chemotaxis; Fc receptor mediated stimulatory signaling pathway; innate immune response
Cellular component (GO): external side of plasma membrane; Fc-epsilon receptor I complex; membrane
Molecular function (GO): IgE receptor activity; IgG binding
Source: RefSeq, a predicted model, not a curated record
GAAGGCGUGGCAGGAAGGGGGGAACUCUGUGGUCAGGGCGCUUCAGAAGACAGCUGCGCAGUGCUCUCGGUGUCGCCAGCUCUCAGCCCCUGGUCCUUGCCCCUUGUCCAAGAUGAGUCCUGUGCUCCUACUGUUAUUACUGCUGGUUGAUCGAGCAGUGGCCCUGGGCGAGCCUCAGCUCUGCUACAUCCUGGAUGCCAUCUUGUUUCUCUAUGGCCUGGUCCUCACUCUGCUAUAUUGCCGACUCAAGAUCCAGGUGCGGAAGGCAGCUGUUGCCAGCUAUGAGAAAUCAGACGGCAUCUACACGGGCCUGAGCACCCGAAACCAGGAGACAUAUGAGACCCUGAAGCAUGAGAAGCCACCACAGUGACAACAGGCACCCCUUUCCCUUCACUGCCUUCCUAAUCCUCCAGGGCCCUCCCACUGGCCCCCUUAAGUAACUCCCCCCUUACCCUGAGGAUGGACAGUGGGGUUCUUCCUUCAUCAGAGACCUACAAUCUGUGAUCUUCACUAAAAGUAUCUUUUAGUCUUUCCCCACCCCCAUCUCUUCUCAUGUCUCAGCCCUUGAUGGAGCCCCCACAACAGAGGAAAGAAAAAGACUGUCUCAAUAAAACCCACCAACCACUUU